This is a messenger RNA of Fundulus heteroclitus (mummichog), 4604 nucleotides long. Its product is annotated as filamin-A-interacting protein 1. The record is from RefSeq and is a predicted model, not a curated record. NCBI's taxonomy places the organism in Eukaryota, Metazoa, Chordata, Actinopteri, Cyprinodontiformes, Fundulidae. The coding region runs from base 253 to 3900 and encodes 1215 amino acids. The transcript is spliced from 6 exons.
ACUGGGAAGGCUGUGGGAGUGACAGAGGGAGGGGAGGGUGAGAGGGAAGUUACAGUGCUCUGUUAUUGCUCUCUGCCAUUCCCUUCAUGACCUGAAGAACAACAGAGAGAGAACGGAGUAGCAGAGCUUCAGAUGGAUCUUGGCACCAAGCUGUAGGAGAAUCUAUAAGUGAAACACACAAAAAAAGGAUAUAAGUGGUCAUUUUUUUUCAAAGGAUAACUCAACGCUGGAGACACAACCCUCGCAGGUAAGAUGAGGUCCAAAAGCAAUGGGGUGGAAAGCCCAAGCGAUGGGGUCCUGGGUGUUCCACCAGGUGAUCCUGACAUCAACGAAGAACAGGACGUGGGUCUGCCGCUGAAGAGCCUGAAGGGCAAAGUUCAGCAGAGGGAAGGCGUGGAAGAGGCUGAAGUGAUCUCUGAUAAAGAGAAGCUGCUGUUGGAUUCCACAGAGACGGGAAACAAAACGGGGAACAUCACUGAUCUGUCCAAACAGGAUCUGCUGAAACUGCUGGGAAUCAUGGAGGGAGAAGUUCAGGCUAGGGAAGAUGUUAUCUGCAUGCUAAAAUCCCAACAAACUGGCCCAGAGACCCUUGAGUCACAGUAUGGAUGUGCAGUACCUGCCCCGGCCCUCAAAGCCCUCCAGAGGGACAGCUUCAUCAGCGGCUCACAGCCGGGCAAUAACAACGUCUAUCAAAAGCCGAUGGUGGAGCUAAAACGUCUGCAGGAGAAACACAAGGACACGUACCGGCGGAUGCUGGGUCAGCUGCUGCUGGCCGAAAGGUGCCACCGGCGCACUGUCCACGAGCUGGAAGCGGAGAAACGCAAACACGCCGACUACAUGAACAAGAGCGAUGACUUCACCAACCUCCUGGAGCAGGAGAGAGAAAGACUGAAGAAGCUGCUUGAGAACGAAAAAGCCUAUCAAGCGCGAAAGGAGAAGGAGCACUCCAAACGUCUGGCCAAGGUGCGAGAGGAGCUGGUUAAACUGAAGUCCUUCGCAUUAAUGUUGGUCAAUGAGCGGCAGCAGCACCUGGAGCUAAUGGAUCAGCAGAGCCAACGGGUCCAAGAGAUCAGCUUGCAGCUCCAGCAGCGAGACCAAGCUCUGAAUGAAGCCAAGGAGCGUGCUCAGGAGGACGGUAACAGGGUGCAGAGCCUGGAGGCUGAGCUAAAGGAGAAAUCCUGUAGGAUCACCCAACAGCAUGAAGAGAUGAGCACCAAGCUGUCCACUCUGGAGCUCCACAACCGUCAUCUCAACGCCAAGGUUUUGGAGCUUACGCGCACAAUCGAGGAGCUAGAGGAAAGCAACACAGCCUUGAGAAAAUCUGAGGAGGAAAUGCAGGAGUUAAGAGGGAGCAUCAGCAAAGGGGAGUACGGCAGCUCUAACUUGAUUGUGGAGCUGGAGAGCCUGCGCAAGCGAGUGCUUGAGAUGGAAGGAAAGGAUGAAGAGAUUACCAAGACAGAGAAUCAAUGUAAGGAGCUGAGGAAGAGGCUAGAAGAGGAGAAUAGUAAGAGCAAAGAGCUCAGGCUGGAGGUGGAGAAGCUGCGAAACAGAAUGAUGGAUUUGGAAAAACUGGAGGAAGCCUUUAGUGUUAGCAAAGCUGAGUGCGCGCAGAUACAAACUGCUUUAGAAAGAGAGAAAGGCCUGACCAAAGAGCUUUCAGAUGAGGUUGUAGCUCUCAAGAUCCGAAUGAAAGAGCUUGAGUCAUCUGAACUCAAAUUAGAAAAGUGUGAGUUGACGCUUAAGGACGACCUGCGGAAGCUUAAGGCCCUGACAGCUGCACUAAUGGAUGAACGAAAGACACUGAUGGAAACUGUGAAGUCAGAAGAAAAGAAAAAGGAGGAUUUGAGCAAGGUUGUUAAACUUGAGCAGGGUCGGGUGAUGGAGGUGACCGAGAGACUGAUCGAAGAGAGCAAAAGGCUUCUGAAACUGAAAUCUGAGAUGGAAACCAAAGUUGAGACUUUAACCAAAGAGAAGGGGGAGCUCAGCGCUAAGCUAGCUUGUCAAACUGAUCAAACUGAGGAUCUUAAUAUGAAGAUCAGUCAAAUGAAAAAGAGGCUAGACAUGUUUGAACAAGCAGAAAAGCUAUCUGCGAGGAAUUCGGUUAUGUGUGAUCGAGGAAAAAUCACUGAUCCUGAAGGGAAAGAGAAUAACAAAGUUAAAGAGCUAACAUUUGAAAUAGAGAGCUUGAAAAACCGUCUCAAACAACUGGAAGUAGUUGAAGGAGACUUGAUCAAGACGGAGGAUCAGUAUGAUAUUUUGGAGAAAAGAUUCAUGACCGAGCAGGAAAAAGCAAACGUUCUUUCCCAGCAAGUGGAACAAAUGAAGACUCAGAUUGCACGGAACAAAGCCGUUGAAAAAGGGGAAGAAGAAAGCCAAGAGGAAGACCUACGGCAGAAAUGCAAUAGAGAGGAGGCCAAAAACCGAGAACUACAAGCUGAUGUGAUUGCUCUCAAGGAGAAGAUCCAUGAACUGAUGCACAAAGAAGACCAACUUUCUCAGCUUCAAGUGGACUUCUCCGUAUUACAACAGAGAUUCUUGGAAGAGGAAGAGAAGGCCAAGAACAUGGGCAUGGAGGUUUUCCAUCUCACCAAAGAGCUAGAGUUAGCUAAGCGCCAAAGCCGAGCACUUCGACCAAGCUUAAAUGGAAGGAGAAUGAUGGAUGUGGCCAUCACAUCCACUGCAGUACAGACAGACCCAUCACCUACGGAACCAACAGAGGAAGACACACCAGCUGUGUUUAUCAGGAAGUCUGUUCAAGAGGAGAAUCACAUUAUGAAUAACAUCCGACAGAAAUCUCUGAAGAAGCCCGAAAAAGGCAACGCUGUUGAGCGCUGCCAUUCGUCUAGCGGUGACUUUAGCAUCAAAAAAUCCUGGAUUCCUUGGAUGAGGAAAAAGGACAGCACUCCUCAAGAAACCAACUUAGAAAAGCCGCUCCAUAUUAGCGGGGAACAGGUUUCCUCGAAAUUAACCAUGCCUCAAAACCAAGGGCAGCCUUUGCAUAUCCGGGUAACACCUGAUCACCACAACAACAGGGCCACACUUGAAAUCAGCAGCCCAACCGCUGACCAAGUUUUGCCAAAUGCAGCUUCGCUUAGCCCUAACCCAUCUCAACCAAAAUCCAGAAUUACUAUCAUUCCCACCUACUCUGUUCCAACAACACGGAGAAAGACUCCCACUGGACCUCAGGGCCCUGCAAGAGCCAAGUCUCCAGUCACAAUCACAACCAUAUCCAGGGCCAAAUCUCCAGAAACUGGCCAGACCUCUUCUUCUACCUUGGCUAGACCCCUUUCUCCAGUUCCGGUAAUGACAAUGAGCACCACUGUAGUGCCUGAGGCAUCUACCUCUCCAGAGCCCCAGGAGAUGACCAUGGGCCGGGCUGUGUUCAAGGUCACCCCUGAGAAGCAGAUGGUUCCAGUUCCUGUCCGAAAGGGCCACAACAGCGCUAGUAUCAUCACCUCCACAGAUGACAACAAGAUUCACAUUCACCUAGGCAACAGCAUCCACCCAAAGAUGGUGGUCAGACCGGUAGCUAGUGUGGCAGAAAGCAAAGAACUGACACUGUCAACUGGGACAGUUUUGCGUUCCCCUCGCCAGAUCACCACAACUGCUACCAGGAACGUGCAAAGCAAAGUGUCAAGCAGUAUUACAAUAUCCAAUGUGGUAUCCACAUCAUCAAGACCCAUCCAAAACACAAUCGGGCAUGAUGUCCAGUCACCCCGCACAGGACUUACCCGCAUCCCAAUGUCAAAGAGCCUCAAGACGGGGAAAGCUGCACUAGGAUCCACAGGCAUCUCGAGCGGGAUGAAGCUCGAGUCUCGGACAGAGAGUCAGUCUAUGAGGGUCGAAGUCAAGAAAUCCACUGGGAAUAGCAAUACAGUACAAAAUGGGGGGAAGUUGUGAAAAUACCAAUGAUAUAGUCUUGUUUGUAGGGUGAUGAGUCAUAUAAAAAUCCUCAAUUUUCCAAUACAAGACCUUUAGAAAUUAUGACGCACGGAGCAAAACGGGGAGCUUUUUCCAUUGUUAACUUUUUCCUCUUACCUUCUCGCUCACUCAUUUCUGCUUUUUAGAUCAAAAGACUUUGUGAUAUGAGAAGAAAUAUAUCUCACUGUAUUGUAACUAACUUCCUAUGACUUGUCACAGAUAUGCUGUUAUGAAAAUUUGUAUUGUAAGACUCAUUGAAAAGAGGCAUUGUUUUGGGUCAAUUAAGCUUUUUGUGAGUUUGGUUUGUAUUUGAUGCUGUAAAGAUAUUUUUACUAAAACAUUUUUAAUAAAUAUGCAAGUGGAUAGUUUAUUAUAACUUUUAUUAUUAUUGGUCAAUUUGCAAAGACAAUUUUUGAAUAAAAAGGCAUAUCACAUAUCCUAUGUGCUGCCAAUUAUAUUUUUUGUGAAUAUAUUUAAAAAAUUACUAACUUUUGAUGAAAGGUUCACUGUAAUUUAUUUUUGAUUUGUAGGACGUCCAUCUCUAAAAUUGUGUCUCAAACCUUUCAAAAUUCAGUUUACAUUUACAGAAAAGUGUCAAGUGUUUUGUUUUCAAGUGUGUUUGAAAAAAAAUUACUCUUACCUUGCAUUUUUGACUCCUAAUAUUUAAGUUCCCACAAAAGCUU